This is a messenger RNA of Aspergillus aculeatus ATCC 16872, 947 nucleotides long. RefSeq lists its product as uncharacterized. NCBI's taxonomy places the organism in Eukaryota, Fungi, Ascomycota, Eurotiomycetes, Eurotiales, Aspergillaceae. The transcript is spliced from 2 exons. The record is from RefSeq and is a predicted model, not a curated record. The coding region runs from base 291 to 500 and encodes 69 amino acids. Gene Ontology annotation, biological process: mycotoxin biosynthetic process.
CCAGGACCUUCACGGAUGUCUUCGACUACAGCACCGAGCCAGCUUCGGAGUCUAUCGUUCCUUAUGAGUGGCAGACUCCAGAAUUCUCGAACCCUUGGGAAACGUACUGAUUAUCUUGCCAGUGGGCCAAGGCACAGUGCGAUAUGCCACCGCAGAUAGCGAUCAAACGAACUGCACCUUAUCGGUGAGCCAACAACUGCAUUGAUUGUGGUCGAUCCACCUGGGCUACUACGAGGCCAUAUCUGCGGACUCGAACGGCGGGGCACAAGCAACACGGCACCAAUCCACACAUGCGACACUGUCUUGGUUAUCUGCGCCAGAGCUUGAUGUGUGCAGCUGAUACUACGUUAGAGCCCGUGGACGCCAGGCUGGGUGGUGUUAUUGGAUGGGGCAAUAAGCGGGCUUGUUGUGGUUAUGCCGCCUUGCUGAAGUGGGCUGAAGAGCGCCGAGGUCAUGAUCUGAAAGCCUUCUCUGAUCAUGGUCUGGGGAGUCAAAGGUAGCAAGGAAGGCGAGCGAACUAGGGUUUUUUCAUCAGGAUGUAGGAUCGGUUGCAACAACAUCAAGUGAUGGAAAGAGAUACUAAACAGCUUGUGAGACCAUAAACAAACGAUGAAGCGAAACGGACCGACCACAAAUUCAAGAUACCAGAUCCGAGUCCAGUGCGGUCUUAGGUUGAGUAUGGUUCCCAUUUCAAUAUUCUCUCAGCAGGUGGAAUAUUGGGCCAGAUGCAAAGUGGGUCUGCACGGUAAGUAACCCGACAGCUUCACAUCAAACAUAGCAUUUUCAGUCUCGACGGCCUCGCACUAUGAUUAGGACAUUUAAGACCUUGAAGCAAUUACAUCACUGUACUGCUAGCAUGCGUGGCCCAUCUGCUUACCGACAAGUCUAUUUUGCUGCCUUGCCUGUCGAUUCUCCCCCAAUUUCUCCCAGCCACCUUUAUUUUAUAC